Molecule: messenger RNA, 1593 nt
Organism: Malassezia pachydermatis
Lineage: Eukaryota; Fungi; Basidiomycota; Malasseziomycetes; Malasseziales; Malasseziaceae
Exons: 2
Coding region: 1-1593 (530 amino acids)
Source: RefSeq, a predicted model, not a curated record
AUGGCAGGUCCUUCUACAGCCCAGCCUGAUUCUGCUGUCUCCGCCCCGCCUAUGGAGCCGGCGCUGCCACACACUACACCACGUGCGCAGAGCCUAGUGCUUCCUACGUUUGAGGACACGUUUGAGCGGCCUCCGCGUGUAUGGCCAGCACGUCAGGGCCUCAUGGGUCGUGCUGUGAAUGCCAUUAGCAGCAUGUUCCAAAGCCCGUAUGAAAUCACACGCGAGCUGCCUCCGCAGUCGGAAAGUGGUGCCUCCGUACCGCACCUGCAUGCUCUGCAUGAGCAGGCUAUGCCUCGCUCGUACCAUCUGCUGGGCGAUACGCGCUUUGGCCAUAUGCGCGGGUACCGCCAAUCGAAGCGGAUUGUCGUUCUCGGUGUGCAUGGUUGGUACGCACAGAGCCUGCUCAAGAAUGUGAUCGGUGCUCCCAUCGGCACGUCCAUACGCUUUGCGUCGAUGAUGGCCGACUCCAUCCGCCGUCAAUUUGCUGAUGUAGAUGUCGAGCUGGACGACGAGGCGAUUACGACCAUUGCUAUCCAGCACGACGGGCGUGUGCAGGACCGUGCUGAUCAUGCCUUCCAUGCCAUUCAAGCGAAUGCCGAGUGGGUCGAUGCGCUGCACCACGCCGAUGCUGUGUUUGUCGCGGCCCAUAGCCAAGGCGCCCCUGUUGCGACUCUUUUGCUGUCGAAGCUGCUACAGGAGGGUAUUUUGCAUGUAAAGCGUACACGCAUGUGUCUUCUCACCAUGUGCGGUAUCUUCCAGGGUCCGUUUGCCCACUUGAAGGGAACCAUCGCUACGCAGUAUAUCAACUACUUCGAGACGUCGGCUGCGCGCGAGCUCUUUGAUUUCCAGAACUCGGACUCAGAGGUUUCGCAGAAGUUGCAGUCAGCGUACCGUUACAUUCUUUCGGCGGGCGCCAAGGUCGUUCAUGUGGGCUCGAUGGACGACAAUGUCGUACCGCUCUUCAGCGCACUGUACUCGUCUGCAGCUCACCCCUCGAUCCUUCGCGCUGUGUUUGUCGAUGGCGUUGCGUUCCCGAAAAAAGACUUUUUGAUCAUGCUCAUUGUGCUGUGUGUGGCUAUCCGCAAUGCCGGCUUCCAUGACCACAAUCUCCUUACACUUUUGAGCUCGUCUGUGGCCGGCUCUCUGUAUUCCGGCCUUGGCCACACCGUGCUGUAUGAUGAGCCGGCCGUGUACGAUCUCGCAGCGCGCUACCUAUUUGAGACAUACUCACCACGCACAUCCGGUGCGUCAGAGAUUCCUCUGGUGACGAUGCCCUAUGCGCCGCAGCGAUGGAACUCGUACGAGCUGCCAUGGAGUAUGCGUGGUCUGUUAGAAGACAAUGUGAUCCAGCACUUCUUCUCCAAAGAUAUCCGCCUUGUACUGCAAGACUUUGCUGCAUGGCGUCCUAUCGGGAAGCAGCUGAAAGAGCUGCAGUGGCGCCUCUCGCCACUUCGUACCGUCAAGCUACCAGCGGAGAUGGAGCGGCCCGAGUCACAGACGACCUGGUCGGGCGACGAUGAGAAGGACUAUGAUGAGACUACGAUGCCAUCCAUUGCCAAGACACACCAUGGCAAGCCUGUAUCAAAACUGUAG